Messenger RNA from Hevea brasiliensis (rubber tree), 2178 nucleotides. RefSeq names its product decapping 5-like protein. The record is from RefSeq and is a predicted model, not a curated record. Lineage: Eukaryota; Viridiplantae; Streptophyta; Magnoliopsida; Malpighiales; Euphorbiaceae. The transcript is spliced from 7 exons. Gene Ontology annotation, biological process: cytoplasmic stress granule assembly; P-body assembly. Gene Ontology annotation, cellular component: P-body. The coding region runs from base 96 to 1718 and encodes 540 amino acids. Gene Ontology annotation, molecular function: mRNA binding.
UUAACGUCAACGAGAACCCUAACCCCCUAAUAUCUAGAAUAUUUGGCUUCGUUUUCCUUCACUUUCUUGUUGAUUUUUCCAUUAGGCCAUAUAAUAUGGGUUCAUUAUCGUCACCGUCUUCUUCUGUUUCUCCUGCAAAAUCGUCAAAUGUGGGAGAUUCCUACAUUGGGAGCUUUAUUAGUCUCAUUUCAAAGUCCGAGAUUCGCUACGAGGGCAUCCUCUAUCAUCUUAGCGUUCAAGAUUCCAUUAUUGGCCUCAAGAAUGUAAAGUCUUAUGGAACAGAAGGUCGAAAGAAAGAUGGCCCCCAAAUUUCCUCAAGCGAUAAGGUUUAUGAAUUCAUUCUUUUCCGUGGAAGUGAUAUUAAGGAUUUGCAAGUUAAGACCGCACCACCUGCACAAACUGAAGAACCAAUUCCUGAUGACCCUGCUAUCAUUCAGUCACACUAUGCAGGUGUUCCUUUAAGUUCUUCAGCUUCUGUUGGUGGUAAAACUUUGGCAGAAUCUGCUCUGGUGCAAGAUAUGCCGGCUUUGACAAGCACAGGCUAUCCGACUGCACUGACUUCGUUGCAGUCUGUAAACCAUGUUGGUUCAAAAAAUCUUUCCCAGGCUGCUGAAGAUUCUGGUCAAUCAUUUUCUAUGUCAAUGAAUUGGCAAGGAUAUAAUGGAACAUCAAUCAAUAGGUCUAAUACUUCCCAGCACUCUAUUCCUUUUCAACCCCCAUCCAUGGUUUCAUCUUCCUUGUCAGCACAGAAUCAGAUGCCUGCUGCAGCAUUGACUGAUUCUCCAAUAAUGGGAUUAACAAAUGCAUCAGAAUUUGCUACUCCUGUACCAUCUGUUGCCUCUAAUAAUUCAACUUUUAGUCCUGUACAAUAUUCUCUUUCUCAUGAUAUGCCAUCCUUCUCAUCUGUUAAAACGUCCCUACCAUCUCUUACUUCAUAUACUAAUAUUAAUAGGCAAACGGUAUCUUCAGUUCCAUACUCUAGUGAAGAUACAGGUCUCACUAAUGUUCAAAAUGUUAGUAAAGCUGUUUCUGACCCUAAAACAGUGUACACUGCCCAAUCUAUGCCUUACCCUAUAUCUUCUUAUGAGGCUUCUACUUCAAGCCCCUUGUUAACACCAGCUCCAUGUCUCUUAAGUCCUGAUCAAUUGGCACAGUCUAGAUCACAUGUGCUUUCUUCCAUAGUGUACCCUGAUCAGAAGAAUACGGAUCCUCUGACUCCUUUAUCAUCUACGUCACUGUCCUUUGUUCCUUCUCCAGCUUCUCAAGAACCAUUAUUGCCAUUGCCAAGUACUGUACAGAAGUUCACUGAAGAAUUUGAUUUUGAAGCCAUGAAUGAGAAGUUUAAAAAGGAUGAAGUUUGGGGUUAUCUUGGAAAGGCAAAUCGGGGAGAUAACACAGUGGGCACAGAGGACAACCAAGGCUUCGAGGACAAAGAGGUUCCUCGCCUGGUGCCUCAUUUUGAUGCUAAGCCUGCAUACAAGAAAGAUGAAUUCUUUGACACAAUUUCUUGUAAUACACUCAGCCAGGGAAGGAAUGGUCAGAACCGAUUCUCUAACCGAAUGACGCUAGAUAAUGAGACUUUUGGUUGGCGCAAUCAGAGACCUAAUCCUGGCUAUGGUGGAUGGGGUGCCGGACGUGGCUAUUACUAUCAUGGCAGACAUAAUGGAGGAAGGGGAUAUGGUUAUGGUGGGAGGGGGAAUGGGAACUUGCCUUUCUGAUGCAGCCCUUUCAAACCACCACCACACUCCCGCCCUCCCUUCUCAAGAGAUCCAUUUGUUUUUGCACAUCAUGGUCCACCUUUCAUUUCAGCUUGCCUUAUUUUUAAUAUUUUGCAUCGGAAGGAUUUAUCCUCAAGGUAAUAUGAUAACUACAUGAGGUAUCUAUAUCUGGUGAUUUUAAUGUUGAGAUACCUGGUAGGAACCAUUAAAUUGAACAAUUAUGGCAAGUUCAUGUUUUUUUGGGUAAUGGGCUGCCUUUUCACUUUUAUUGUUAGAAGGAACAAUGCAAUUAGGUUUUCGAAUCGAUCUAUAUCUUGAACUCCUUUUCUACUUAGGUAUGCAUAUUUGUGCUCUGUAAAUUAUGGGCAGACAUUGUAUUGAUUUAGUGUUCUGGAAAUAUGCUAAGGUGGCGUUGGGAUGCCCCAUAUUAAUGAAAGCAUUAUUAAAUUCAGCUGAUUAA